Mizuhopecten yessoensis (Yesso scallop) is the source of this 5122-nucleotide messenger RNA. RefSeq names its product acyl-CoA synthetase family member 3, mitochondrial-like. Gene Ontology annotation, biological process: fatty acid metabolic process. Gene Ontology annotation, molecular function: medium-chain fatty acid-CoA ligase activity. The record is from RefSeq and is a predicted model, not a curated record. NCBI's taxonomy places the organism in Eukaryota, Metazoa, Mollusca, Bivalvia, Pectinida, Pectinidae. The coding region runs from base 111 to 2057 and encodes 648 amino acids. The transcript is spliced from 9 exons.
AUAGUAACAACUCUGGAAACUCGCCGGUAGUGGGACAACAUAUUUGAUCAGCUCGUGGAAGUUUCUGUAUGACGUGACAGUCUGGUGAUUUGAGUGUAUUUUAACACAGAAUGCAAAAAAGAAUGGUGCUGAUGAGAUUAGGAUUAAAGGCGGUGUCCUGGCGACAACUGCAUCAACCGAAGAGAACGCUGUAUUACGGGAGGGCCAUAUCACUUCUAGGUGUAGGCUUGGCUGGUGUGUGUCAGUCACCGUCUGUCUCGGCCAAGGUUUGUUCCAGGAAUGUGAGGACAUUCUCAGUAUUUCAUCAGUCAUGUUCAAGAACCCAGCAGUACUCAUCACAAGUGACAGAUGAGGGAUUCUUAUCCACUCCUCUGUAUUUGCGGUCUGUAAAUCACUUGAACAACUUGGCAAUCAUUGAUCACCAUGGUAGUUUUACAUACCGGGACCUACUGUAUCUCGGAGAUAAGAUGGGGCAACGCCUAUCAGAAAGUUGUCAAAUAGCUCCUUCCUGCACGCUGGAGAGCCGUCGGGUGGCAAUACUCUGUGAGAAUGAUAUGUCUUUUGUGACAGCCUUGUGGGGGGUAUGGAUGGUUGGAGGAGUGGCUGUGCCUCUGGCCAAGACACAUCCUCCCUCGGAACUUGAGUACCGGGUAAAGGAUGCCAAGUGUUCUGCUAUAGUGACAUGUAAUGCGUUUAAGGACAAGGUGGAAGAUAUCGCCACUAACCAUAACAUUCCAUGUCUGCAGCUGGCAGCAGCAGACUACACAGACAAAUGUCGGACAGGGUUCGACUUUUGGAAAGUCCAGGAGGCCCGGUUCGGAACAACCAAAGAUCAGCUUAUAAAUAUGAUAGAGAAAAGGUUUUAUGAUAAUAUACCAGCUGUCAUUAUCUACACAAGUGGCACCACUGGUAACCCAAAGGGUGUCGUGCUAACCCACCGGAACGUCACAGCCAACAUGGAGGGUAUGGUGUCAUCAUGGCGAUGGACCCCCAAAGACAGAAUCCUCCAUGUCCUGCCACUGUACCAUGUUCACGGCCUGGUGAACGCACUCAUGACUCCACUGUACUGUGGUGCCACGUGUGUCAUGCUGCCCAAGUUUGAUGCACACCAGGUGUUGAUGAAGCUGACAGGUAAAGAAAACAUUACAGUGUUGAUGGCAGUACCCACUAUCUACGCCAAGUUAAUAGAAUACCUGAAGACCUUGGACCAGAAGUCGGACAUGUCUGCUAGUGAUGAACAUAUUAAGGCAAAAGACAGUGACAUGAGGUGGAACAUGAGGCUUAUGGUGAGUGGCUCAGACGCACUGCCCACAACUGUCUUAGAGCAAUGGGAGGCUAGGACUGGUCACUUCCUGUUGGAGCGGUAUGGGAUGUCGGAGACUGGAAUGAUCCUCACUAACAACAUUGAAACAGUACAUUCCACUGAUUGGGCAGAGAAAAAGAGAAUAAUUGGUACUGUAGGAAACCCAAUGCCUUAUGUCAAAGUGAGAAUAGUGAAGUUCAACGAGGACAAUCCUGACAAGUAUGACAUACUUUGUGAAGGGACACCAGAGGGCACUACUGUCUACACAGAUGAGGCUGUCACUGGAGAGCUACUUGUGAAGGGCCCCAACGUGUUUGGUAGCUACUGGAACCUGCCUGAGGCCACAGAGCAAUCCUUUACAAAGGACGGCUGGUUUAUCACAGGUGACAACGUUCACUACAACGGGGAGCUAUACAAGAUCCAGGGGAGGGUCAGUGUUGAUAUCAUCAAGGUUGGAGGCUUCAAAAUCAGCGCCCUUGAUGUAGAACAGGUACUUAGGACACACGCACAUAUCUGUGAUGUCGCGGUUAUUGGGAAGCUUGACUCGGUGUAUGGUCAGCAGGUUGUGGCGGUCAUCUGUCUGCGUGAGAACAGGACCCUGACAUUGGGAGAAGUACAGGACUUCUGUUCUGACAAACUGUCUAGGUAUGAAAUCCCCACUGUACUGGAGGUGAUGGCAGAGUUACCCAGGAACCAUAUGGGCAAGUGUAAUAAAAAACUGCUGUUAAAGGCUCUGUACCCAGACAACAGUUAGCUGUCAUCACCUGAUGCUGUGGUAAACCAACUAGCUUGGCAACAUUUACUUCGUUAUAUGGUUCAUAUGCACAAAUCUACAUCGUUCAAAUGUUUACUCUGGAUUUUGUUGACAAAGAAUAAUAAUGUAACAAAAUUUGUGAUUGGAUCAUAACAUUUGAUUACACUUUAUGACGUAAUACCUUCAAUCCUCUGCUAUUUUCCUGGAUAAUAAUUUGCAUUUAUGUAAAUGAUGGUGUUGGUAUUUUCUUCUUCAUUUUUUAUAUAAUUGUUAUGGUCUGUGAUUAGGUGAGAUAAUUUUUGCAUGUCCAACUUCUUAGGAAAAAGAUAAGAUAUAAGUUAUAACUGUAACUGUAGGCAGUCAUUGAAUAUUUUUGAUAUAACUAACUCCAUGAUGUCUGCCUUUACCUGUUUGAUAAGGGUACUUAUGAUUUCAUGAAUGACUAUAUAAAUGGCUAUCAUUGUAAAUGAACCUCUAAAUAUAUGUCUAUUUUCAUAAUCAGGUUGGUUGAUUAGUGUACCUCUCAUACUAGAAAAAAAUGUAUUAAGUAAUUUCCUGUUUGUCAGCAUCAGCAUUGGUAAGUGUUUUCAUACAAGUGUUAAAUUUAUAUAUAUAUACUGUUACCUUCAGUAUUUGUACUAGUAUAGAAGAAUUAAGUUCUUUACAUCAAUAGUUACAUGUAUUCCCUGAUAACUUAGGUAAAAAGUUGACUUCACUCGUAUUUGUGAAGGAGUCCUAAAAAUAUUAGUACCUAUAUCCGCUUUAAUUUGAACCCCACCCCCCUGGUCCCCUGUGCAGAGGUGGGGUCAAGAUUCGAAACGGUGGGUGGUUAUUGUGUCCGACCGUCUACGAUCACAACCCCUCUACCUCCGAGACAUGGGUUCAAGGCCUAUAUGGGGCAGUUGCAAAGUAUUGGCCACAGAUUGAUCAUUUUUCUCCAGGUUCUCCGUUUUUUCUCCACUACCAAAACCUGGUUUGUCUUUUAUAUGUAAAUGACCAUGGCUGUUAAUGGGACAUGCGUAACAGUAUAAGAGGAAGGGGGCACACUCUUCAUUUUAUAACUUUAAACUUAUUAUGUUUAGAAAUAUUUCAUGCCAAAUUAAUUAAAUCCGUUUGAUCGUGUUUAAGGGGUUGUUUAUCAGAAAUAUAUAUGUAUAUCUUUCUAUAGGUGUCAACCUCUGAAACCUCCAAUGAGAGAAAAUCUCCCUAAUUCCACGUUUCCAAUGACUGAGAAAAGGGUAGGAAAUCCCACUGAAGCUGCUUCGCUCAAUUCGUCUUUCCCUUUUUAUGUAUCAAAAUAAAUUAAAGAAGCAGUAAUUACAUUUGUAGGAUAUCAUUUGACCAAUGAUGUAGAUUUUCAGGUUGUGUGAUUUGGACUUGAAUGAGGGAGUUUCGAGGGAGAUUGGUAUUUUUGGUCAAAAUGAGAGAGUCUUCCUCCUAAUGAGGGAGGUUGACAGCUUAUGUUUUUCCCUUUUUAGCAUGUCCUCUCUGCUUCCUUUCAGUUAUACAACUUGAAAUCCCAAUGGCCCAGGGAUAAUCCAUGACAAAUUAGGUCAAACAUGACUUUAAUCACAUUUAUUGAGUGGUCAUGAGAAGAUUUCCACCUUUUUCGCAUGAAAUGAUCUAUGCUAGAUACUGUUAAAAUACCUUCUGCCCUUCUGGACUAGAAGUCUUUAAGUGAAAAAUGUAUCGAGGGAUGCUGAGACAUGGCAUAAGCUCGCUUUUCCCUUUGAGCCACAUGAGAUAUAAAAAUAUAACAUGCCAAAGAUAUUUUUGUAAACUUGACACAACUUUAAUCCAUUUUUAAUACAUAUUAAUGAAUAAAUAUUUGUGAUGAGAUAUUUUAGAUCAUGAAUAACAUAAACCGCUUAAUUGUUGAACAGCAUUUUUUAUUGUGGAUUCUUAUGUAUUGCCUUUUACAUGCAUUUAUAUUCCAGAUAGUGCCAAUCACGAUGUACAAUCAUGAUUUACUUUGCAUCAAUAUUGGUGCAAAGUUCAUUUGUAAUAGCCUUAAUAAAAUUAGUUUUCCAUGGGUGAUAAUGUGUUAAUGAAUGGAUAUAUUACUAUAGUUAUUGAAAUUGGAUUGCAGAUGUUACUUUCGAUAAGAAUUAUUUAAUACACAAUUAAACCAUUUAUAAGAGUAAUAGUUCGUUUCUGUGUCAAGUUUUGUAUAUUGGUGAUUUAAUUUUUUCACAUCUGAUGACUUCUGACUGUAUAACUGAUGGAUUAUUAUGAACCUGAAGUAAUCAAAUUGAUGGUAUUUAUGUGAUGAUUUUCAUGACAGUUACACAGCAAUGUAUAACAUGUAUAGAAGAGAUGAAGGUGCUGAUUCUCCAUGUGAUAUCAUGACAGUUACACGGCCAUGUAUGAUGUGUAUAGGAGAGAUGAAGGUGCUGAUUCUCCAUAUGAUAUGAUGACAGUUACAGGGCCAUGUAUGACGUGUAUAGGAGAGAUGAAGGUGCUGAUUCUCCAUAUGAUAUGAUGACAGUUACAGGGCCAUGUAUGACGUGUAUAGAAGAGAUGAAGGUGCUGAUUCUCCAUGUGAUAUUCAUGACAGUUACAGGUCCAUGUAUGACGUGUAUAGAAGAGAUGAAGGUGCUGAUUCUCCAUGUGAUAUUCAUGACAGUUACACGGCCAUGUAUGACAUGUAUAGGAGAGAUGAAGGUGCUAAUUCUCCAUGUGAUAUCAUGACAGUUACAGGUCCAUGUAUGACGUGUAUAGGAGAGAUGAAGGUGCUGAUUCUCCAUGUGAUAUUAUGACAGUUACACGGCCAUCCAUGACGUGUAUAGGAGAGAUGAAGGUGCUGAUUCUCCAUGUGAUAUCAUGACAGUCACACGGCCAUGUAUGACGUUUAUAGGAGAGACGAAGGUGCUGAUUCUCCAUGUGAUAUCAUGAAAGUUACAGGGCCAUGUAUGACGUGUAUAGGAGCGAUGAAGGUGCUGAUUCUCCAUGUGAUAUGAUGACAGUUACAGGGCCAUGUAUGACGUGUAUAGGAGCGAUGAAGGUGCUGAUUCUCCAUGUGAUAUCAUGAAAGUUACAGGGCCAUGUAUGACGUGUAUAGGAGU